UUUCCAUUUCUCUCUCACACUACAACGAUUCCCUCCUUCAAAGUUCGUUCCUUUCUCUCUCUACACUCUUUAGCUUUCUAGAAAAAGCCUGAAAAUAAUUUUUCCGAGGUUAUGUUGCGUCGGGGAUUGGAGGUGAACGCUCUGAUUGGUUCCUGAGAAAGUGGAGGAGAAAAUAAGCGAACAGUGAAACGUGAAGUUGUUUGGGGCAGUGCUAUGGGUCGUUUGAGCUCUCUGUUGACGAUAUUGGGUAUGGGAUCGGCCUCGAUUGAAGAUCCUGUAGACGCAAUUACUUUAUAUGUGCUGCUUGUUUGCUCGUGCAUUAUCAUUGGUCAUCUUCUGGAGAAGAAUCGAUGGAUAACAGAAUCAAUUAUUGCACUUAUCGUCGGUUUAUGUUGUGGAACUGUUAUUCUUCUAACUACCCAGGGAAAAAGCUCACACAUCUUAUUAUUUAACGAAGAACUAUUUUUCAUAUAUCUUCUUCCGCCUAUUAUAUUUAAUGCUGGGUUUCAGGUGAAAAAGAAGCAAUUCUUUCGAAACUUUAUGACCAUCACGUUGUUUGGUGCUAUUGGUACUUUGAUAUCUUUUGCUAUCAUAUGGCUGGGUUCUCUUCAUCUAUUCAAGAGAUUGGAUAUUGGUUUCCUGGACGUGGGGGAUUAUCUUGCACUUGGAGCAAUAUUUUCAGCUACAGACUCUGUUUGCACCUUGCAGGUGCUUAAUCAGGAUGAGACACCACUACUGUACAGUCUCGUCUUUGGAGAAGGUGUGGUAAAUGACGCCACAUCUGUGGUGCUUUUUAAUGCAAUCCAGAAAUUUGACCUCUCUCACAUCACUUCAAGCGUCGCCAUUGAGUUUAUUGGAAACUUUCUGUAUCUGUUUUUUACAAGCACAGCCCUGGGUUUUGGAGUUGGAUUGCUUAGUGCCUUUACCUUAAAGAAGUUGUACUUUGGCAGGCACUCUACUGACCGCGAGGUUGCUCUGAUGAUUCUAAUGGCUUAUCUUUCAUAUAUGAUUGCAGAACUUUUUAGUUUGAGUGGCAUUCUUACUGUGUUCUUUUGCGGAAUUGUCAUGUCGCACUACACAUGGCAUAAUAUAACUGAGAGUUCAAGAAUCACAACAAAGCAUACUUUUGCAACAUUUUCAUUUGUAGCAGAGAUAUUCAUCUUCUUAUAUGUCGGGAUGGAUGCCUUGGACAUUGAGAAGUGGAAAAUUGUAAGCAAAAGCCCAGGGACAUCGGUUGGGGUCAGCUCGAUACUGCUGUUCCUGGUUUUGCUGGGAAGAGCAGCUUUUGUUUUCCCGCUUUCUUUUGUGUCGAACUUGACUAAAAAGUCCGAGAGUGACAAAAUUAGCUUCAAGCAGCAGGUAACUAUAUGGUGGGCUGGACUCAUGCGAGGUGCUGUGUCCGUGGCCCUUGCUUAUAAUCAGUUUACAAGGUCAGGGCAUACCCAACUGCAAGACAAUGCAAUCAUGAUAACUAGUACCAUCUCUGUUGUUCUCUUGACUAAUCUGGUGUGUGGAUUACUGACCAAGCCUCUCGUCCAUUUACUGCUUCCACAACAAGAAUUCUCAGACAGCACAACAAUGUCCUCUGAACUCUUCCAAAAGUCUCCAAGCCUGAGACUGCCGUUACUUAACAACGGCCAAGAUGGCCAAGAUUCUGAAUGUGACAUGGCCAACAGCAACAACGAUGAUAUUCAUCGUACAGCUAGGCUGGGGAUGCUGUGGACGUCUCCAGCGCACUCCGUUCACUACUAUUGGCGAAUGUUCGACGAUGCUUGUAUGCGCCCCAUGUUUGGCGGGAGGGGAUUUACACGCUAUACACCAGAGAAGGAAAUAAUUCUGGAGUAGUGAUUGAUUGUAAAAUAAGAUAAGAAAAAGUUUAAAAAAUGAAAUAGAAUACUAUGAUAGAUAGGUGAUACAGCAUAUCUAGUACAGAAAUAUAGCCAUAGCUACGAAACUGUAUGUACAGUUUUGUGUGUAUAGGUUGGAGGUGAAUGCCUCUAAAAGUUGUGCUUGAUUGAGGUUUAGUUGGGGUAUACAUGUACCAGUAUACUCUACCCACAUCUUGUCAUUCUAAAUCUGGUAUAACGCUAUGUUAUUGUUUGCAUUUUAUCUGUUACUCGUCUGGAAAAAAAAAGAAAAGAAAAAAGAAAUGAACUUAAAAUGCGUCUUCAGAUGCAUAAUUCGUAUAUAUGUCUAUAUGACUUGC
Molecule: messenger RNA, 2206 nt
Organism: Morus notabilis
Lineage: Eukaryota; Viridiplantae; Streptophyta; Magnoliopsida; Rosales; Moraceae
Product: sodium/hydrogen exchanger 3
Exons: 15
Coding region: 214-1845 (543 amino acids)
Biological process (GO): regulation of pH; proton transmembrane transport; sodium ion transport
Cellular component (GO): membrane
Molecular function (GO): sodium:proton antiporter activity
Source: RefSeq, a predicted model, not a curated record